AUCCGGCGCGCUAGUGGACGACGGCACGCGAGCGAGAGGCCGGCGCAGCUGAGCUGAGGAGACGACGCGGCUGACCAGCAGCGCGGCGGCGCGGCACAGCUUUGACGGCGACCAUCCUCUCCACCGCAUUUUCAUCUGUAAGGGCCAUACUCUCUUCCUUCCCCUCUCUGCUCCUUGGGUUUCUUGUUCUUAGCGCGGAUGGAAGCGGCCGCGGGGUCGGCUCCUAAUAGGCGCGUGCGGUUCCAGAGGGAUGGGGACGUCGGAGUUCCCCAAUUCGGGGAAGCACUGCAGCGGCGGCGACUGCCAUCAGAUCGACUUCCUCUAAUCCCCUUCACCUGCGACCGCUGCGACCACGAUGCAUCGGCAUUUUGGGAGCAACAAGCAUUAUCAGCUAGAGGAUAUACGGCAAGGACAAUUGUCCCUGCCUGCAAUGCAGUGGUAGACAUGUCAACAAACUCAAGAGACCUCAUAGAGCGAGAAUUAGCUGCAUUUGGCCAGAGCUUGGAUAAUCUGAAGAAUGCAAUGCCUACACUACUGCAUUGUCGAUCAGUUCAUGCAUUGAUGCUUCCUGAAAUAUUUGUGACUUGUGGUUUUUUUCUUACAAAUAACUUUUCUUGUUACAUGUUCUUCAGCAGAAAUGCAUCUUAUCCAGUUAUCCUCCCAUCCAAAUUAAUGAGUUCUAAGCCAUAUCAAAUGGUUAUCAGUCAACUAUGCUGCUGGUCAGUAAGGGUGCAGCUUCUUUUUCUGAUAAGCCACGAGCCGUUGCUACUCAAUUGCACAAGUGCAUGCUUGUCUAACUGUUGCUAGUGACAACAUUUUCACUUGCAGACCUAGGUUGGUGCAACAGUGUUGGCACAAAGAUUUGGUGGAUUCAUGGAGAUCUCUUGCGCUUCAGUAGUCAACAUGGAACUUCCCUAGCUGAAGCAACUUCAGAUGUUACAACUGGUUCUAUGAUUGUCAGGUCCAGCGAGUGCCAUCACAUUACAGGUGGAUUGGAUGUUGGAGUUGCAUAGGCAGUUCGUGCAGACGGUGGAGCAGCUGGGCAUUGGCAAGAACAUGUCGUUCUAGUUCUCUUGCAUUGUCCAGGCACAAAGAAAAUUACACUAGAAUGUUUUGUUGUAAAAUGGUUGAUCGAUUGCUAACGUUCUAUUGUGUUAAGUUAAACUCUAGUAUGAGGAUUUUGUUGCUCAUGCAGUUUAAAAAAACAUGCUUGAGGCACUUGCCGUAGUUGUGAUAGUCAUUUUUGUGCGUUGUAAAUCAGACCUCCCAUAACAUGUUACAAAUUGAUGUUCUUGUAUUUAUAUGGCUUUAAUUGCUUCA
Panicum virgatum (switchgrass) is the source of this 1320-nucleotide messenger RNA. RefSeq lists its product as uncharacterized. Bases 199 to 807 code for a protein of 202 amino acids. Gene Ontology annotation, biological process: spindle assembly. The transcript is spliced from 5 exons. NCBI's taxonomy places the organism in Eukaryota, Viridiplantae, Streptophyta, Magnoliopsida, Poales, Poaceae. The record is from RefSeq and is a predicted model, not a curated record. Gene Ontology annotation, cellular component: spindle microtubule; HAUS complex.